CGGGGUCCAAAAUGGCGGGAGGUUCGCGGGGCUAGUCGGGGAUUCCGCAGCGCCGGGACUGGAACGAAAGCGGAGCCGGGUCCAUCCUCGGGGCGCCCCCUCCCCUCAGCUCUAGCCCGCCCCCGCCGCCAGCAUGAGCAACAUCUACAUCCAGGAGCCUCCGACCAACGGCAAGGUUUUACUGAAAACAACAGCUGGAGAUAUUGACAUCGAGCUAUGGUCAAAAGAAGCGCCAAAAGCAUGCAGAAAUUUCAUCCAGCUUUGUAUGGAAGGUUAUUAUGACAACACAAUAUUUCACAGAGUUGUGCCUGAUUUUAUAGUGCAAGGGGGAGAUCCCACUGGUACUGGAUCAGGUGGAGAGUCAAUCUACGGGCUCCCCUUCAAGGAUGAAUUCCACUCACGAUUGCGUUUUAAUCGAAGAGGACUGGUUGCUAUGGCAAAUGCUGGAGCUCAUGAUAAUGGCAGUCAGUUUUUCUUUACACUGGGCCGUGCAGAUGAACUUAACAACAAGCACACCAUUUUUGGAAAGAUUACUGGGGAUACCAUAUACAAUAUGUUACGACUGACUGAAGUAGAAAUUGACAAAGAAGAAAGACCAUUCAAUCCACACAAAAUAAAAAGUAGUGAGGUUUUGUUUAAUCCUUUUGAUGACAUCAUUCCAAGAACAAAUAAAAAGCUGAAAAAGGACAAACCAGGGGAAGAAGUAAAAAAGUCAAAAUCCAAAGGCACAAAAAAUUUUAAUUUGCUUUCAUUUGGAGAGGAAGCUGAAGAGGAAGAAGAGGAAGUCAACAGAGUUAGUCAGAGCAUGAAGGGAAAAAGUAAAAGUAGUCAUGACUUGCUGAAGGAUGAUCCACAUCUAAGCUCAGUUCCUGCUGUUAAAAGUGAAAAAGCAAAUGAAGUGAGGGAUUCAGACGAGGAAGAAGAGGAGGAGGAUGACGAUAGCGAUAAUGAAGAAGGUGAAAUGGAUAGUGACGAGAAAUAUCAAGUGAAAGAACGCGUAGCUAAGAAGUUGAGAAAAGAUAAAAAUGAAAAUGUUAAGCUACCAUUUAAAGAAGAACCAGCAACUGAAAAGAAAACAACUAGUCGCAGUGAGGAACUACGCAAAGAAGUACGCCAGCUGAAACGUGAAUUACUAGAAGCAAAGCAAAAGAGAGAAGAAAAUUCUACAAAAUCAAAAGAAAAGGAAGAGGAAGAGGAAGAAGCUGAUCCAAACAGCAUAGUUACAGAAUAUUUACAGGAGAAGAAAAAGUAUGAAGAUCUGCGGAAGCAACAGCCAAAGAAAGGGAUAUCUCGUGAAGAGCAGACACUGGCGCUGCUGGACCGAUUCAAAUCAAAGCUAACUCAGGCAAUAGCAGACACUCCUGAAAAUGAAAUGUCUGAACCUGAAGUAGAGGAUGAUGAAGGAUGGUUGUCACAUGUACUUCAGUUUGAGGACAGAAGCAGAAAAGUGAAAGAUGCAAACAUGCAGGAUGAAGACACUUUUGAAAUCUAUGAUCCUCGGAAUCCUGUAAAUAAGAGGAGAAGAGAACAAAGCAAAAGGAUAAUGCGGGAGAAAAAAGAAAGGAGAUGAAAUGAAUGUAAAACUAUCCAGAGCUGGCUUGGAAAGUGUAAUAAAGUAUCGGCCCUUUAAUAGCUGUGGUUCCUAAAAAUAUCACUUUACAAGUGUGAAAAGGAAUCUCUCAAGAACCUGUUGUCUGAUUUUGAAAUACAGCUAUCUUAUUUGUUUUAUGAAUUGUGCAGUAAAAUAAGCAAGUGCUCUCAGUGCAUAAUCCAAGCUCUCUUUAAACACUUUUCAAAUUUUAAUAAAUAUAUAAUAGUUUUGGUCAUCAUUUUAAUCAAUGUAUAGCAAUUAAAUAUUGAGAAUAGUGUAAUUAGAAGGUAUGUUUUCAAGACAGUGAAGAAAAGAUAUUUGCCAAAAUGAAAAUGUUAAGGAAUGAAAAAAAAUUAUUCCCACCAGCUGUACAGGCUUUUUAAGAUUUGAUUUUUUUAAAUGGUAAGAUUAAAUCCAUUUACAGAUGAUUGAUUUUUUUGUUUAGUUAAGCAAUUCGGUUCUUCAUUGUAUCACAAAGUUCAGAAGAUAGAUUUAAAAAUUCCAGACUUCCAGCACAAAGUGUACAAUGUUCCCAGCUCUCUUGAAACUCAAUCAAAAUUUAAUUUGAGGGUGUGGUUAAAUUUUCUUCAUCUUGAGAAACAUAUCCAAAAAAUUACUUGGAAAGACAUGAUAAUCUACAAGUUUGGAAAUGUUAUUUCACAAGCUUGAGAACAUUUUAGAAUCCAAAUUUAAAUAGCAAUUAAUAUGGGGAAAAAAACAAUAAUUUAAAUCACAUGUUUAUAAGAAGCUUAGACUCCCAGAAUGAAAGUAGUUAUUACAAAGUACCCUUCCUCUAAUUUCAUCUUCUCUACUUUUUUGUCAGAAUUGCAGGUUUAUUUAUUUAAUCUCAAUAUUGAGAUACAGAAAUUGCAAAACUAAUCUCAGACUCUUGUUUUUAAAGACUUUACAUCUAGCAUGUCAUGACCUUAAAGCCACCAGAGGAAGCUGCAAAUUUAACUAACCGUACAUCACGCUGAUUUCUCUAGCACAUCAUGGAAGUGUGUAUAAAAGAAAAAUAUAUCUGAAAUUCCAGGGAAUAUGGCAUUUUUGGUCAUAUAAAUUUCUAAGCUACACAUACAUACAGUAAAGCAGUUAGUAACACAACUAAAUAAGGGGACAACAAGGUCAUUAAAAAGUGAGAGUACAUGAGUGUUUUGCUGCUGUCGUUUUUAGAACAAGUUCAGUAGGGUAUGGUGUCCUUAUCAAACCGCCACUACCAAGUUCCUUGAUAGGGUCUGACGUGUGAGGUACAUAAACCUGUCUUGGUGUGUUAAUGUGGUCCAAAUGGCAGAGGUUAGAUUAAUGCAGAAUAUUGCUUAAAUGUGCUAUGUAAUCUCUGAGAUAAGAAGAAAAAAACUUGUAGGUGUGAAACAAGUUCCUGGAGAAGGCUGUCAAUGUCGUCCUCUUGUUCUGAGUGAAUUAGAUUCUAGCAGGGUAUAGCAGAGUUAAGAGGGGUUACAUUCUUAAUGCUGUCAUUCACCAAAAAAAAAAAAAAGAAAAAGUGAGUCAAAGUUCUUUGUGAUCUGCUUUAGAAUCUGUAAAUAAUUUUCUGGUGGGCUGUCAUUACUACUUACCAGAAAGCAGAGAACAAUUUUCCAUCCACAGUCACAUACUGAGUCACAUCUAUUUAUUUAUUGCUUUCCUGGGAGAGCCAAUACAAAGUUUUAGAACAAUAAUGAUUAUCAAAUCCUCUCAUUCCACAGGGGGAAAUGACUAAGCUGACAUCCUCUUGCUAAUGCAGUGGGUACUGAAAAUAUUUAUAAAUCAAAAAUUUACAUUAUUGAAAUAAAUAACUGUAUGAUUAAUACUUAUCCAAAUUGUUUAUACACAUUUGAUUAAGCUGGAAGAAUUGAUAUUACAGUGCUUUAAAUGAAAUCAGUUUCAGUGGCCUUUAUAGUGUCGUAACUUGUGAACAGUCAAAUCUUUGGAAUUAAGGAGCAAGUUAUAUCUUAAGAUGGAAAAAGCAUGGACAUGCACACAGGCAUCUGUUUACAAUGAAUAGAGUUCCUGCAGAUUAUAGCUUUAAAUAAAAGUAUUAAAUAGCAAAAAAGAGGUCACUGUUGGCCAACUAUAUGUACUUACAAAGGGUGAAAUUCACUCCUCAGCAUAAUUGAGUUUUGUAUGGAAGACUACAUGGGAGGAAGAGUACAUGCUAACAUUGUCCCACAGUGAUAAAGCUGCAAUACUACAAUGACUAUUCCCUCCCAUAGGCCUGUAAAUCCUGAGCCUCUGUUCUUUUGUCAUCCCACCCCUAAUAACCUCAUCUGGGGCAUCUGUUUUACUCAGAGAUGGCAACAGGACUUCUUAGGCCUUGUCUAGACUAAGAUAAAAGGUAUGAUGGUAGAAUGUGUUAACUAAUACAUACUAGUAACUAGUUUUAAAAAUCUAAUGCAGUUAAGGCAUUCUGCUUUUAAUAUGUGCUAAACUGGUCAAGCUAAAGCCUACUGGGGAGCCUAGAUUUUAAACUUGAGCAGUUAUAUCAUGUUGAAGUAUACAGUGCCUUGUCUACACUAGACUUUUAGAACAUGUAAUGCCAUUAUCAAUUCACCUUGUUCUAAGGUGAUUUUUUGCUUUAUUCACUUUGAAUUAAAUUCCACUGGUAAUAUUGGAUUUUCUUUCAGACCGUUUACAUAUAUUGAGUUAAUCUUUUUGAACUUUGUCACCAAUUCUAAAAAGAAUUAAUAAGACUCUGAAUUAUCCCAUAAUCAAUAUUGAGUCAAAACAAGGAAGGGAUGUAUACACUAACUUUUUAUUGCCAUAAGGCAACAGUCUUCUAGUGAUCAUGAAAGUUAGCUACACGCCUUUAUUGAAAGCCAAAAGGGGAGACUCUUCACCCCUUCUUGUCAACUGUUGAGAAUAGGCCACUUCCACCUUAAUUGAAUUAGCCUCAUUAGCACUCACCCACCCACCCACUUGGUAAGGCAACUCCCAUCUUUUCAUGUGCUGUAAUAUUUAUACUGCUUACUGUAUUUUUCACUCCAUGAAUCUGAUGAAGUGGGUUUUAGCCCACGAAAGCUUAUGCCCAAAUAAAUUUGUUUGUCUCUAAGGU
Emys orbicularis (European pond turtle) is the source of this 4640-nucleotide messenger RNA. Its product is annotated as spliceosome-associated protein CWC27 homolog. The coding region runs from base 134 to 1570 and encodes 478 amino acids. The transcript has 14 exons. Gene Ontology annotation, cellular component: catalytic step 2 spliceosome. Gene Ontology annotation, molecular function: peptidyl-prolyl cis-trans isomerase activity. The record is from RefSeq and is a predicted model, not a curated record. Gene Ontology annotation, biological process: protein peptidyl-prolyl isomerization; protein folding. Lineage: Eukaryota; Metazoa; Chordata; Testudines; Emydidae.